UACAAAUUACGUUGUGAUGUUGGGUGCACUGGAGGACCUUCCGAUAGACCGUUAUCAAUAAUGAUAGAGAAGUUGUUUUCAAUGUCUGCCCUAUGAGGUCAAAUUUACCGACCUCGAGGGGUAGCCGUUUCUCUAGGUAGACUUCCAAAGUGCAAAGGUUGAGACCAGGCUUGGGUAACAAUCAGAGACCCCGGGGUUCUCCAACGGUGCUGAGCUGACCGUGCAAUGAUGCCGUUCUUCGCCAUCCUUCUGGCCGUCCUGUGCAGCCAGUGCUGGGCCGCACCUUCUCCUGACCCGCCGCCAGAGGAAAACUCCCUAUCUUUCACAUUCCCGCCGGACUGGGUCGACGAACUGUUCGGCUUGGAAGUGUUCGGGACCGAACCGAGCGCGCCCGAAGUCACGACGCCGGACCCGCAGAUUUUCGUCGAGUACGAAGGGUCGGCAGAACUGGAAGGGUCGGCAGAUUUCGAGGGGUCAGGUUCGGGGUUUCAGCCGAUCCCACGAGUUCCCUGUCCGGAAUGGAGGAAUAAGGAGGGUGACACGUGGGUCGAGUUCGAGAAGUGCCGAAUGUGCACCUGUAGCUAUGGAGAGGCCGUAUGUACAAGGUGUAUUCCGGCGGCAGAAGACCGAGAUGUAUUCUUCUACAAGGAGUUAGUAUCCCGGCACUGUUACCUGGAGACGGUACCUGAGGUGGUGGAUCACGCACCUGAUGCCUGCUGUGCUGAGAGACAGGUCUGUCAGUACAUCAGCCCAGAAUACCUGGACUACAGUUACCACGAGUACGGGCGGCGGGUCAACUACAUGCUCAUCUACUACCAUGGGGACUACGACCUCGCUGACCUCUUCUACUAAACAUGUCAACAUACUGUAAAUGCAUUUAAGUUUGCGGGGAUUUAAUUUCGCGGUAUUGGGGCAAAGGACUUUUUUGCAGUGGUUUUAAGUUCGCGGUAACACCAUAGACUGCAGUCUAAUACCAUAAUAGAAA
Molecule: messenger RNA, 985 nt
Organism: Branchiostoma floridae (Florida lancelet)
Lineage: Eukaryota; Metazoa; Chordata; Leptocardii; Amphioxiformes; Branchiostomatidae
Exons: 4
Coding region: 226-852 (208 amino acids)
Source: RefSeq, a predicted model, not a curated record